AGCCAAAACAACCAUCCUCUCCGCCGCGGUACUCUGCUUUUCCGUCACUCGUUCUUCUACACCAACAACUAUUCUAUAUUUGUUCUUUCCGCCCCCCACCCUUUUUUAAAUCUUCACCCCACAAGCUCAAAGCUCUUGAUUAUAUAUAUAUAUAUUCUUUUAUCAACGAAUUUUUGGUGGUCUGCUCGCUCAGCUGUGUGUAAUCGAUGCGGUUUCUUGUUGAAAUCGNUAAUAUACGGAGUCAGUCAGUCAGUCAGGCAGGCAGCCAAAACAACCAUCCUCUCCGCCGCGGUACUCUGCUUUUCCGUCACUCGUUCUUCUACACCAACAACUAUUCUAUAUUUGUUCUUUCCGCCCCCCACCCUUUUUUAAAUCUUCACCCCACAAGCUCAAAGCUCUUGAUUAUAUAUAUAUAUAUUCUUUUAUCAACGAAUUUUUGGUGGUCUGCUCGCUCAGCUGUGUGUAAUCGAUGCGGUUUCUUGUUGAAAUCGAACAGAUUUGGGGGUUCCCACUACUAAUGAAUUAGGAAGAUGCCGUGUCCGUGGAUCUUGAUGUGAUUCAUGAAUCUAUUUCCGUAGUUGGUUAAAACUCACUUCUUCUGGGACGAACUGAUGCUGAUUAGCUUCAUUUGUAUGUUUCCCCUCUUUUGGAUGAGAUUCGGGAAAUUCCUGCUCUGAUCUGGGACUGCCACAAGAUUUGAUCUUUCUUUCUUUCUUUGCACUUGCUACUUCUGGGUGUGGCAAUCCCAUUAAUGGAGGCCAGAAUUGGAGGUCAAGCUCAAGUGCUUUACGAUUUAGGUGCAACGGAUUUGAGUUUGAGGGCUGUGGGGAAAAGGAGUCUGGAUUGGGAUCCCGGUGAUUGGAGAUGGGACGGUCAUUUCUUCGUCGCCACGCAUCUCAAUCCCAAUCCAUCAAGUUACCAGGGCAGACAGUUCUUCCCCCUCCAAACUGGACUCUCCACAUCCAACAGCUCAUCCUCUUGCUCUGAGGGAGUAACUAUUGGACCUGACAAAGAGAGAAGGGGACUGGAAAAACGGCAGAGGGUUCUGGCGUUCGAGGAGGAAGAUACCUUUGAAGGGGAGACUGGUAAUAACCUCACCUUGAGGCUGGGAGAAGGUGGAUCUCCUGGUGAUGAGAGGGAACUGCAGAUAUUGGAUGGAACAGUUGGGAAAAACACCAGGCUGUCCGGAUCAACUUCUAGUCGAGCCGUUUGUCAGGUUAAUGAUUGUGUGGCAGAUCUCAGCAAGGCCAAAGACUACCACCGGAGGCACAAGGUUUGUGAGAUUCAUUCCAAGUCAACCAAGGCACUUGUUGGCAACAUUAUGCAGCGUUUCUGUCAGCAGUGCAGCAGGUUUCAUGCACUUGAGGAGUUUGAUGAUGGAAAGCGUAGUUGCCGUAGGCGUUUAGCUGGUCAUAAUAAAAGGAGAAGGAAAACGCAACCUGAUACAGCUCCCACUAACAAUGCGAUGAAUGAUAGCCAAGCUAGUGGUUAUCUACUAAUGAGCUUACUAAAGAUACUUGCCCAAAUGCACUCAAACAGAGGGAGCUCUACGGAGGAUCAGAAUUUGCUUUCUCACCUUCUAAAGAACCUUGCUAGCCAGGGUUCCUUGACUGCAGACAAAAGUAUAUCCGGGAUUCUGCAUGAUUCUUCGAAUUUGUUGAGCAAUGGGCCAGCUUUUAGAGAUUCUGAAUUAAUAUCAGCUUUGACCUCAACUGAGUCUCCGGCCCCUUCAAGACCAAAAGAGCAACCUUGCACGGCUUCCGUGCCCAAGCUGCCAAAUAAAGUAGUCAACGUAUUUCAUAAUGAAAGCAGUUCUUUGGCUAAUGCACCGGGUCAGGAAAGUUCUGCUGGGAGGAGUAAACUGGCUGGUUUUGAUUUGAAUGACAUUUAUGUUGAUUCGGAUGAUGGCGUAGAAGGUGUAGAGAGGUUGCCUGUCCCUGCUGAUAUGGUUUCUGGCUCACCAGAAUUUCCGUCAUGGGUACAAAAAGACUCUCAGCAGUCAAGUCCACCUCAAGUAAGUGGGCAUUCAGAUUCAGGUUCUGCGCAAUCACCAUCAAGUUCCAAUGGAGAUCCUCAGAGCCGCACAGAUCGUAUUGUUUUUAAACUCUUCGGGAAAGAUCCAAGUGAUUUCCCAUUCCUGUUACGUGCACAGAUUCUGGAUUGGCUAUCUCAUAGUCCAACAGACAUUGAAAGCUAUAUCAGGCCUGGUUGUGUGGUAUUAACAGUUUAUCUUCGUCUUCCUGAAUCAUCUUGGGAGGAGCUUUGCUGCGGGUUGAAUUCCAGCUUGAGUAGACUUCUAGAUGCUUCUGAUGAUUGCAAGUUCUGGAGAAAUGGAUGGACUUACGUUAGGGUGCAGAACCAAAUAGCAUUCAUAUGCAGUGGUCAGGUUCUUGUUGAAAAAUCCUUACAUUUCAAAAGUAACGAGUCAAGUACAAUUCUGAGUGUCAAGCCUAUUGCUAUGUCUGUGUCUGGGAGGUCUCAAAUUACAGUUAAAGGCUUUAACUUAUCUACACCCUCAACAAGGCUGCUCUGUGCAAUAGAAGGCAACUAUCUUGUUCCAGAAGCUAGUACAGAGGCAUCAGAACAUCAUAAUGACCUCGAGGACGAGUAUCAUGAGAUCCAAUCUGUAAAUUUUACAUGUUUGUUUCCUGCGGCAGCUGGAAGAGGCUUCAUAGAGGUUGAAGAUUGUGGUCUUAGUAGCAGCUUCUUUCCUUUUAUAGUUGCUGAGCUGGAUGUUUGCACAGAAAUUUGUACGCUCGAGACUGAGAUAGAGUUGAAUCAAGAAGAUUAUGUGGAUGGGCAGGCUGAUAAAAUGGAAGUAAGAAAUCAAGCCAUGGAUUUCUUGCAUGAAAUGGGAUGGCUUCUUCACAGAAACAAUUUAAAAUCUCGAUUGGAGGGAAUGGAGAAUCCUAACACUACUUGCUUUUCAUUACAUCGGUUUGCAUGGCUUAUGGAUUUCUCUGUUGACCAUAAUUGGUGUGCUGUUGUGAAGAAACUUUUGGAUAUUCUUUUUAAUGGAAUUGUGGGCAGUGGAGAGCAGCCAUCCUUGAAGCACGCAUUCUCUGAAAUGAGUCUCCUUCACAAAGCUGUUAGGAGAAAUUCAAGGUCUUUGGUGGAGCUGUUAUUAAGAUACACUCCCGACAGAGUGGCUGAUUUUCUAAGCUGUGAAUAUAGGGAUCUGGCUGGACAUGACAGUGGAUUUUUGUUCAGACCUAACGUAGUUGGUCCUUCAGGCUUGACCCCGCUGCAUGUGGCGGCUGGUAUAGAUGGAUCUGAAGAUGUGAUUGAUGCAUUGACCGGUGAUCCUGGAAAGGUGGGAAUGGAUGCAUGGAAGAACGCCCGUGAUAAUGCUGGGUUUACACCCGAAGAUUAUGCGCGUCUGCGAGGGCAUUACUCUUACAUUCAUCUGGUCCAGCGGAAACUGCUCAACAGGAAAGCCUCUGCCCCCAGCCAUGUGGCAGUUGAUAUUCCCAGUGCUCUUACCCCCAAAGAUAAAUAUAACCUGAAGCAAACCGAUGGUUCCAGCACAACUUUUGAGAUUUCAAGGACCGAUAUGAAACCCAUUCAGCGGGGCCCAUGCCGGGUGUGUGAUCAGAAGAAGACAAGUUAUCGAACGGGCGGGCCAUCCCUACUCUAUAGGCCCGCAAUGCUUUCCAUGGUUGUAAUAGCUGCAGUAUGUGUUUGUGUUGCUCUUCUAUUCAAGAGCACACCCUAUAUUAAGAAGUUUGACUUGUUUCAACCCUUGAGGUGGGAUUCAUUGGACUAUGGCUCUAUAUAGUCUGGGGUUAGUGCUCUGAAAAAACAUGUGUGAGCCCUCCUCGCUCGCUCCUUUGUUGUUUGUAUCUGUAUGCGUGAAUAAAACUGUAUAACUGAGGUGUCCUUAGGAAAUCCCCAUUCUAAAAUUCUGCUCCUAUAUAUAAUUUAUGUGUAUGUAAUACUUGUAUCUUUAUUAUACGACGAAGUCGCUUCAUUUUUUCCCGCUUUCUAGCUAGCUAGUUCAAGAAAUGUAUUUGUGUAGGCCUAUGUCUGUCCCCUUUCAAUUUGACUCCCUAUUUGAAUAUAUUGCCCCUAGAGUU
Molecule: messenger RNA, 4076 nt
Organism: Cuscuta campestris
Lineage: Eukaryota; Viridiplantae; Streptophyta; Magnoliopsida; Solanales; Convolvulaceae
Source: the annotation of a GenBank genome assembly